This is a messenger RNA of Puccinia graminis f. sp. tritici CRL 75-36-700-3, 969 nucleotides long. RefSeq lists its product as uncharacterized. NCBI's taxonomy places the organism in Eukaryota, Fungi, Basidiomycota, Pucciniomycetes, Pucciniales, Pucciniaceae. The coding region runs from base 1 to 969 and encodes 322 amino acids. The transcript has 2 exons. The record is from RefSeq and is a predicted model, not a curated record.
AUGCGAGAGGUGCCGCAAAUCGAAAUCUCGACCAAUGAGCUGGUCUAUGCUCCCUUGGACCCGUUUGCUCGCUCGAUCCCCAGACAGAGCCGAAUGCCAUUCAAUCUCGGUAGCUCAGAUCCAGUCGAGGAAAUCGACGAGGAACGAGGCUGGCUCUGGGGCACCCAGACAUCCAAGAAGAAGGGUACCGACCGGAUUGUUACACCUGGCUUGGGCGUCGGCAAAUACCGCUCAAAGAACAGCCGCGGCCAACGUCAGGAUUCUCUCAACUCACGACAGUCUCAUUUACAGACUGAUGAUAUCGAUGAGUUGAUGGAGGAACUUAUGUAUGCUGACGAGGCUGGAGACGCGUACAAAUACGACAAUGGCCCGGAGGAGCCAUCCACCCGCUUUGCCACAACCGGGGUCUCAUCUCUGCUCGGCAGAUUGAAAGAUAGCUUCAGUGACAGGUCCGGUUUUGGCAGCCUGAGCUCUUCGGCGGGAAGACUGGGAAUCGAUUCCAGCCGGGGGCAAUGGAACGAAGUUGGUCGGUUAGUCAUUGAUGAUGAGAAAGAUAUUACCACCCAAGACGACGACGAUCACGAGAAGACGCCAGGCUUCCAAGUCCGCUUCGAGAGCAAUGUCUCAUUCAGAUCAGCCCCUCCUUUAUCUGAGAUCGUCGUCCUUCCGCUUUCCGAGCUUUCGGCCUCCACGUGGGACGAUCACUCGGAGGACCACAAGGUCGCUAAGACCAACCGGGCGCGCGCUCCCAGUCUCGAGGUGGAGUUCGACGACGCGCAAGCCGGAUAUAUUUCCACUGGCCAUCCCUUCCGUCAGCCAGAUUCGUGUCCCCGAACUUCUGGGACCAACUCGUCGAACGGAAAAAUUGGCGGUUUGGUCAAGGUGAAGUCUAAGCAUCUCUACCCCGGCGGCUACGUCGGCCGGUCACCCACCAAAAAGCUGAGGAAAAAGGAUUCCCCUGACGCGUAA